CAAGGUCACCUUCGAUAACUACACGCUGCUCGCGCAGAGGUAAAAACAUUAACGUCAUAUCGACCGUCGAAAACUUCCGCGUUUCCCCAGCCUGUGUUUUGGCCGGAGUGGUAGUGAAAAUUGUCUAGUCCCUGCAUCAGUAGGUUGCUGUUGACUUGAUCCGGACGAUCAGCCAAGCAUUCCCAUUCCACAUAGAAACAUGGCUACGUCAAGCUUGCGGAAAGCUCGCCAGCUCUGGUCGGUGGUGCAGACCGUCACUUCACGUAGCACGUGCAUCUCGCGCUCAGGUGCGUUGUCACAGCUACAGAGGCUCGCUAACAUUCCACAGCAGACGACGGGGCAAGUGAGGACCGCGGCAAAGAGGGCGGGAAAAACUGCCAAUUUGGAACCUGAUGAACCUGCUAUGUAUUGUAACCAAUGUGAGCAAACAAAGAACAGAACCGCCUGUACCGCCAUAGGUGUGUGUGGAAAAGUCCCCAAGGUGGCGCACAUGCAGGAUCUACUCAUCCACGUGAUGAGGGGGGUUUCUAUAUAUGGGCACAGAGCCGCCCAAAUGGGCGUGGUCAUCGAUGAAAGGGUAUACGACUUCGUGUUUGGGACGUUGUUCAGCACCUUAACCAACGUGAACUUUGACCCCAUGCGGUUCCGUUCCUACAUCCUGGAGGCAGUGGGGGUGAGGGAGGAGCUAAAACAACAGUACGUGGAAGCCUGUCAAAAGAAGGGUGUGUCACCGGAAGAGUUCAGCAGCGGUCCCGCCGCCUGGUUCCCGCCAGAUGGCAGCACAGACGAGGAUACGCUUGACGAAGAAGGUAAAAAGUUCACGCUCACCAACGACGUCCCUAUAUACGGAGCUGACAUUGCGGGUGUCCGACAGAUGAUCGUGUUUGGGUUAAAGGGGAUGUCCACGUACGCCAGACACGCCCACGUGCUGGGGCAAGACAUGAAGGAUAUCGGAGCGUUCGUUAUGGAGGUGUUUGAUUUCCUUGAGAACGGCCCAGUGGAGGAAAGAAACGAUCUGGCAGCCAUGCUCGGCUGGGCGUUGAAGGUCGGAGAGGCCAAUGUCAAGGUCAUGGAAAGGUUAGACAUAGGUCAUCGUGAACAGUUUGGGGCACCGUCGCCAGCACAGGUGUCGACAAAACCAAAACCCGGCAAGGCAAUUCUGGUGUCCGGCCACGACAUGCACGACUUGUUGAAGAUCUUGGAGGCGACAGAGGGUACCGGGAUCAACGUUUACACCCACGGGGAGAUGCUGCCAGCGCACUCCUACCCAUGGUUGAGAAAAUUUAAGCACCUUGCUGGACAUUUUGGAGGGGCGUGGCAACUUCAGCAGUUUGAAUUCCCAACAUUCCCUGGUCCCGUUGUCAUAACAACUAACUUCGAAGAUGUCACAUAA
Molecule: messenger RNA, 1393 nt
Organism: Lingula anatina
Lineage: Eukaryota; Metazoa; Brachiopoda; Lingulata; Lingulida; Lingulidae
Biological process (GO): metabolic process; response to hydrogen peroxide
Cellular component (GO): cytoplasm
Molecular function (GO): peroxidase activity; hydroxylamine reductase activity; iron-sulfur cluster binding
Source: RefSeq, a predicted model, not a curated record